UCCAAGAUCUCCUUCCUCUGCGCGAGAGAGAGAUCAAAGAAUAGUUUUUCUUCUCUUUUCUGUUGUCCUCCUCUCCUCCUUGCUCCUGGCAUUGAUCGAGAUCUCCUCCUCUCACAGCUCACAGCUAUGGUGAGGAGGCUUCGCCACACAGAGAAAGGGGGAUGGCAAUGGUGGGUUUUAGCCGGCAUUGUAGCAUUGGUGGCUGUUCUAUCCGUUGUCACAGUGUUCGUUGCGCAGCACAAGCACAGACACAAAGGCGGGAGCUCCUCCUCCUCUUCCUCUUCUUCCUCGUCCCCAAUCUCUGGAGGGAAGAUCCCUCCAGCAAAUGCCCAGCCUCCAGCCGCCAGCGUCUCGUAUCCUCCAUCCCAGGACUCCGGAGGCACUGUCUACGCCAAGUACGCGGAGCCACUCAAGAUUUCUCUCCAGUUCUUCGACAUCCAGAAAUCGGGAAAGCUACCCCCAGACAAUCCCAUAGAAUGGCGAGGAGAUUCGGCGCUAUCCGACGGUAGCGAUGCACACGUGGAUUUAAGCGGCGGAAUGUAUGACGCUGGGGACUACAUCAAGUUUGGCUUUCCAAUGGCGUUCACGGCCACCAUUCUUUCGUGGAGCAUUCUCGAGUAUAGGAAGGAGUACACCGCCACGCAGCAACUCCACUCGGUCACUGGAUCGCUCAAAUGGAUCACCGAUUAUCUCAUCAAGGCCCACGCAUCAGAGAACGAGCUCUACUUCCAGGUAGGAAGCCCAAGGCUGGAUCACGCAUGCUGGGAGAGAGCCGAGAAGAUGGACACUGCUCGCCCGUCUUUCAAGCUGGAUCCAUCACACCCAGGGACCGAGGUGGCGGCCGAGACGUCGGCGGCCAUGGCAGCAGCCUCGCUCGUGUUUCGAAACGAUGACCCCUCGUACGCACAAACUCUCCUCUCACACGCAACGCAGCUCUUCGCCUUUGCAGACAAGCAUCGUGGAUCUUACACCGCCAGCUUUCCAUCCGAUCAGCUGUACUAUAACUCUACGGGCUUCGAGGACGAGCUCCUCUGGGCCGCUUCGUGGAUGUUUUACGCGACCAAGGACUCAAAGUACCUCGCCUACGCGACUGGAAAGCUGGCACAGCUAAGCGCCGGAUGGGAGAAAGCUCCUGCUUGGUUUAGCUGGGAUGACAAGAAACCGGGCAUUCAGGUGCUGCUAUCGCGACACUAUUUGUUUGAGCCGGAGGAGAGUGAUGUAAUGGUGAGAAGCUCGCUGGUGAAGUAUGGCAAGACUGCCGAACACCUGGUCUGUGCGUUUCUUCCACAGUCUCCCACUGCUAGCACGAACAGGAGUACCGGUGGAUUGCUGUGGGUGAGCCAAAGGAACGCUGUCCAGCACGCCGUUGGCUCGGCUUUCCUAGCGGUCGUGUACGCGGACUAUCUUUCGAGCUCGGGAGUUAAGCAGUUCCGGUGUUCCGGGAACAGCUUCGCGGCCAAAGAUCUUCGGGCGUUUGCGGCUUCACAGGCCGAUUACAUCUUGGGAGAGAACCCCAUGUCCAAGAGCUACCUCGUUGGAUAUGGCGCAAACUUUCCACAGCAGCUCCAUCACAGAGAAGCAUCCAUACCUCUGGACGCAGCGACUGGGUGCAAAGAUGGAUUCCGGUGGCUCCACGCUUCUGCUCCAAAUCCACACGUCGCCACCGGAGCUCUGGUCGGAGGGCCCUUUCAAAACGAUAGCUACUCCGACUUGCGAGACAACACAAUGCAAAACGAGGCCACCACUUACAAUUCGGCCGCCAUGUCUGCGCUGCUCGUGGCUUUGUAUGCUAAUGGUCCGAUACUUCCAACAGCACUUUAAAGAGAUUUGUCAAAAGGCUUUAGUUUCAAUGGGAAUUUUUUUUCUUUUUCUUU
Selaginella moellendorffii is the source of this 1874-nucleotide messenger RNA. Its product is annotated as endoglucanase 2. Bases 127 to 1821 code for a protein of 564 amino acids. The transcript is spliced from 5 exons. Gene Ontology annotation, molecular function: hydrolase activity, hydrolyzing O-glycosyl compounds. The record is from RefSeq and is a predicted model, not a curated record. Lineage: Eukaryota; Viridiplantae; Streptophyta; Lycopodiopsida; Selaginellales; Selaginellaceae. Gene Ontology annotation, biological process: carbohydrate metabolic process.